Molecule: messenger RNA, 1410 nt
Organism: Amorphotheca resinae ATCC 22711
Lineage: Eukaryota; Fungi; Ascomycota; Leotiomycetes; Helotiales; Amorphothecaceae
Exons: 10
Coding region: 1-1410 (469 amino acids)
Cellular component (GO): membrane
Molecular function (GO): ABC-type transporter activity; ATP binding; ATP hydrolysis activity
Source: RefSeq, a predicted model, not a curated record
AUGGCCGCCCCCAAUAAUACUCUAGUCAAGAAUUUCGGGUGGCAAGAUAUUACUGUCACAGUUAAAGACCACAAGACGAAGCAGCCAAAGGCCCUCUUAUAUAGUGUUAGUAGAAUUGUUAAGGCUAGCGAAUUGUGUGCUUUGAUAGGACCAUUAGGAUACGGUAAAACCACUCUAUUAAACGUGCUUGCCUAUCGUGAUGCUACCGCAGGAGCUAAGGUUGCUGGCGUAGCUCUUGUCAAUAGUAUUAGUCGAUCUCGAGAAGCUUUCUGUCAGAUCAGCUCCUAUGUAGAGCAAGAGGACGCCCUUAUCGGCUCCUUAACAGUACAGGAGACUUUAAGCUUCGCCGCAAGAUUAUCCAACGCAUCAAGUCUAUCUAAACUAGAGCGCAUGAAUCUUAUUACUGGUCUACUUGACUCAACCCCUAUUCGAAAGGGCAUUAGUAGAGGCCAAAAACGUCGUGUUAGUGUCGCUAGUCAAUUGAUCACAGGCCCGAAGCUGUUGUUCCUCGACGAACCUAUAAGCGGACUUGAUUCUACAGCUAGUUUAGAGAUGUUCGACAAGGUGCUUUUACUUUCUGUAGGAAAGCCUUACUAUUUCGGUUCUGUUCCUAAAAUAGCGCCCUUCUUUAAAGGCAUAGGUCAUCUAAUUCCUCCUUACACGAACCUAGCCGAGUUUGUACUUAAGUUGAUGAAUGUCGACUUUUCACAAGAUCAAGAGGCUGCGAUAAAACAACUAGGCAGUAUACAAGAAUCGUGGGCUACUUCUGCUAUAGCGGAGUCAAUUACUACAGAGAUCAAGAAUACUAACCAGAGAUCCUCUAGUGACAAGGUGCCUAAGUCUAAAGCCGCAGGAGCAGGAGUUUUCCUUCUCAUUAUAGCCCUUAUUCACCGCGCCUUCAUCAAGAGUUACAGAGAUGUCGUCGCGUAUGCUAUUCGAGUGAUAAUGUACCUAGGAUUAGCUAUCAUGAUAGGGACAGUCUGGCUCAGACUCGGAUCUAUAGUCGCCUAUGUUCCUGCCUUCUUAGAAGACCGCGCUGCCUUUGCCAAGGAACGGGCAAACGGACUAUAUGGCGCCGCACCCUUUGUCCUCUCGAACUUCAUUAUCGGUCUUCCCUACCUGUUUAUUAUCGCUGUCCUCUUCUCUGUUAUCAUGUGGCUGUUCCUCGAUCUAGUAGCAGCCGAAUCUCUAGUUGUCCUUAUUUCAUCAUUGUUCCCUAAUUUUGUCGUUACACUUAUAAGCGUAGGAGGCUUUCUUGUACCACCUAACAUUCUUAACGUUUUCUGGUACUACGUAUUCUCGUACAUUGACUACCAGGUUGGUCUUAAGGGCACCUGGGUUGGCAUCCUGAUUGGCAUUAUUGCUGGAUAUAGACUUCUCGGAUGGGCUGUGCUUGUAGUUCGGAAGUAG